GCCUCGGAAAGCCCGAUCAAACACUCGCAUCAGGCUCUUAUCAUCAUCAUCUUCUUCUUCCUCCCGUGCUCGCCCCACGUCGCUUCACCUUUCACAGUCAUCCAUGGAGUCUCUCUCCAUCAUCCUCUCAUCUUCCUCGUUUCCGUUCCUAAACCACCCCAAGACCCUCAGACCCACCUCCUCCAAACUCGCCCCUCUCCCUCUGCCCUCCACUUCGACCCCGAAAAAUCCUCACUUCUUUCUCCUCGAGAGCCGCCGUCCCUUUCCUCGGCACUUGACCAGAGCCCAUCUCUGUUUUCCCCUGUUUCACCUCUUCGGUUCUCUCCCUUCCCUCGCCGCCGAGGACGUCGUCUCCCCUGCCGCCGACCAGGUCUCGGACAGGAUCAACCUGGAGUCAAUCGUGGUCUCCAUCGACGACUUCUUCAACAGGAACCCGUUCUUCGUUGCUGGGUGUGCCUUCAUUUGGCUCGUGGUGGUUCCCGUGGCGGAGUAUUACUUGAGGAAGUACAAGUACGUCUCUGCCAUCGAUGCGUUCAGGAAAUUGAGGGACGACCCGGAUGCGCAGCUCCUGGAUAUCAGGGACAGGAACAGCUUGGCGGCCAUGGCGCCUCCUGGUUUGAAGUACAUGAGCAAGAAUGUGGUUCAGGUUCAGUUCGACGAGGGACGUGAGGAUGAGUUUUUGAAGGCUGUUGUGGCGAGCUUCGAGGACCCUGCAAAUACUGUCAUCUGUAUUCUGGACAAGUAGUUUCGAUGGCAAUUCGAUGAAAGUUGCAGAACUAUUGUUCAAGAAUGGCUUCAAGGAGGCGUAUGCAAUCAAAGGAGGGGUUAGAGGCGAGAAAGGGUGGUUGGCCAUACAAGAAUCCCUUU
Molecule: messenger RNA, 867 nt
Organism: Syzygium oleosum
Lineage: Eukaryota; Viridiplantae; Streptophyta; Magnoliopsida; Myrtales; Myrtaceae
Product: rhodanese-like domain-containing protein 4A, chloroplastic
Exons: 3
Coding region: 104-745 (213 amino acids)
Source: RefSeq, a predicted model, not a curated record